Messenger RNA from Stomoxys calcitrans (stable fly), 2969 nucleotides. RefSeq names its product moesin/ezrin/radixin homolog 1 (gene Moe). Gene Ontology annotation, molecular function: actin binding; cell adhesion molecule binding. Gene Ontology annotation, biological process: regulation of organelle assembly; regulation of cell shape; positive regulation of protein localization to early endosome. NCBI's taxonomy places the organism in Eukaryota, Metazoa, Arthropoda, Insecta, Diptera, Muscidae. The transcript is spliced from 8 exons. The record is from RefSeq and is a predicted model, not a curated record. Gene Ontology annotation, cellular component: filopodium; plasma membrane; adherens junction. The coding region runs from base 272 to 2203 and encodes 643 amino acids.
UUUUAGUCACCAUUGAGCUCUCGUUUAACAAUAAAGUGUGAAUUUUACCGGAAAAUAGAUUUUUGGCCUCUAACCCCCUCCUAGUUAUUGAAUUGUUUUACUUCAACGUUGUUUUUUGUUGAGCAAUAUUCAGAAAUCUUUUUUACCCAAAUCUUUUUUGCUCCGAGGGACGCUUAAAACAAAGUUGUCGGUUUUGACACCAAGUUGUGAAAACCUUUAAUACGAAAACGUUGUGAAAAUUUUGAAUUUGUUUAAAAAUCAUUUCGACCAAAUGGUUGUAUCGUCAGAUAAUCGAAUACGACUUCGGCGUUAUAGUGCCAGUUUGAAAACAAAAACGCUAAAUGUCCGUGUUACCACUAUGGAUGCCGAGCUGGAGUUUGCCAUACAGCAAACGACAACCGGCAAACAGCUCUUCGAUCAAGUUGUCAAAACAAUCGGUCUACGUGAAGUAUGGUUCUUUGGUCUUCAAUACACCGACUCCAAGGGUGAUUCGACAUGGAUUAAGUUAUACAAAAAGCCUGAAUCACCGGCCCUUAAGACUAUUAAAUAUUUGAAAAAAGUAAAAAAAUACGUUGACAAACGUACAGCAGAUGGUCAUCCCAACAACAACGACGAAACCGAUGACAGUGAUGGCGAAGAUAUGACUGGAUCAAUGCCUUUUUCGACAUGGGUUAUGAACCAAGAUGUUAAAAAGGAAAAUCCUUUACAAUUCCGCUUCCGUGCUAAAUUCUAUCCUGAAGAUGUUGCCGAAGAAUUGAUUCAGGACAUUACCCUACGUCUUUUCUAUUUACAAGUUAAGAAUGCCAUAUUGUCGGAUGAAAUCUAUUGUCCUCCAGAAACUUCGGUCCUUUUGGCCUCGUAUGCUGUGCAAGCACGCCAUGGUGAUCACAACAAGAACCUGCAUUCGCCUGGCUUUUUGGCCAACGAUCGUCUGUUGCCUCAGCGUGUUAUCGAUCAGCACAAAAUGUCCAAGGAGGAAUGGGAACAAUCCAUAAUGACCUGGUGGCAGGAACACCGUGGUAUGUUGCGCGAAGAUGCCAUGAUGGAAUAUUUGAAAAUUGCUCAGGAUUUGGAAAUGUACGGUGUGAACUAUUUCGAAAUUAAGAAUAAAAAGGGCACCGAUCUGUGGUUGGGCGUCGAUGCCUUGGGCCUGAACAUCUACGAGCAAGAGGAUAAGUUGACACCGAAAAUUGGCUUCCCCUGGUCAGAGAUUCGUAACAUCUCCUUCUCGGACAAGAAAUUCAUCAUCAAGCCCAUCGAUAAGAAAGCACCUGACUUUGUCUUCUUUGCUCCCCGUGUGAGGAUCAAUAAGCGUAUUUUGGCCCUGUGCAUGGGCAAUCAUGAGUUGUAUAUGCGCCGCCGCAAGCCUGACACCAUUGAUGUGCAGCAAAUGAAGGCCCAGGCCAGAGAGGAGAAGAAUGCCAAACAACAGGAACGCGAAAAACUCCAAUUGGCUUUGGCUGCCCGCGAACGUGCCGAAAAGAAACAACAAGAAUACGAAGAUCGUCUCAAGCAAAUGCAAGAAGACAUGGAGCGUUCCCAGAAGGACUUGAUGGAAGCCCAAGAGAUGAUUCGUCGUUUGGAGGAGCAAUUGAAACAAUUGCAAGCCUCCAAGGAUGAAUUGGAAUUGCGCCAGAAGGAGUUGCAAGCCAUGUUGACUCGUCUCGAAGAGGCCAAACACAUGGAAGCAGCCGAAAAAGCCAAAUUGGAAGAAGAAAUUAUGGCUAAACAAAUGGAGGUUCAACGCAUCCAAGAGGAGGUCAAUCAAAAGGACGAAGAGACCAAGCGUCUGCAAGACGAAGUCGAAGAAGCCAGACGCAAGCAGGCUGAAGCUGCUGCCGCUUUGUUGGCUGCUUCCACCACGCCACAACACCAUCAUGUGGCCGAAGACGAAAAUGAGAAUGAGGAAGAACUCACCAAUGGUGAUGCUGGCGGUGAUGUAUCCCGCGAUUUGGAUACUGACGAACAUAUCAAAGAUCCCAUUGAGGAUAGACGUACAUUGGCUGAACGUAAUGAACGUUUACAUGAUCAAUUGAAGGCCUUGAAACAAGAUUUGGCCCAAUCUCGGGAUGAUACAAAAGAGACCCCGAACGAUAAGAUUCAUCGUGAAAAUGUACGCCAAGGACGCGACAAAUACAAGACAUUACGUGAAAUCCGUAAAGGCAAUACAAAACGUCGCGUUGAUCAAUUCGAGAAUAUGUAAAUUAUACUAUUACGCUCCCCCAAACACCACCACACACUUGUUUUUCUUUUUCGUUCAACUUUUUUUUUGUUAUUUUCAAAAAAAAUACAUAUAACAAUCCAAAACAAAACAACAACCAACAACUACAAUUUCCAAGCUUGUUUUUCGGGGUAUAUCAAAAAAAAAUAUAUAUUUUAAAAUUUUCUAUAAGAUCUUAGGAAAACCCAAUUAUUGCCGCCUACUAAAGAAAUCAAAAUCAAAAAAAAAACAAGCCAUCAAACAAACAAGAAAAGAAAACCCAACAUUACCCAACAAACACUACCAUGUUUUAUUAUUAUAUAUAUUAUUAUUAUUUCUUUAGAUAAUAAUUAAUUCCUCUUUAUAAAAUUUAAUUUUUUGCUGCGUUGAUCAUACAUGCAUAUGUAUAUGUGAAUACGAAUUCUAAUCUUAUUCAUAAAUUGUAGAAUUUGAAUAACAACAAAAAAUACAACAAAAUUACAUUUAAACGAAAAUCAACAAUAACAAAAUCAACCAAUCAACCAUCAACCAAUCAAUCAAAACAAGAUCCAUUCAUUUAAUGUAACAAAACGAAAAGCGAGUAAUAAAAACUUAAACAACAAACAAACAAACAAACACACACACACACAAUUUAGUAAUGAAAAACUUAAAAAAUAUAUAUACAUAAAUUAUAUUUAAAGAAAAAGUAUGUCUUCAAAAGUAAAAGGAAAAAUUAAAGAAAAAUGUCGCAAACAACACUAAACGCUUAUAAAAAGAAAGAGAAAGAAAA